Messenger RNA from Cheilinus undulatus (humphead wrasse), 1205 nucleotides. It is a transcript of the gene hadh, whose product is annotated as hydroxyacyl-CoA dehydrogenase. Gene Ontology annotation, biological process: fatty acid beta-oxidation. Gene Ontology annotation, molecular function: NAD+ binding; (3S)-3-hydroxyacyl-CoA dehydrogenase (NAD+) activity. The record is from RefSeq and is a predicted model, not a curated record. Gene Ontology annotation, cellular component: mitochondrion. Lineage: Eukaryota; Metazoa; Chordata; Actinopteri; Labriformes; Labridae. Bases 49 to 978 code for a protein of 309 amino acids. The transcript is spliced from 8 exons.
CGGGGCUGUUUCUGUCCUGCACUUCUGUCAUAAACAGGUCUGUACACGAUGGCCUUCUUCACGCACCAAAUCUGCAGGGGCUUCUCGUCUUCGGUUGUCAGAAAUGUCAUUAUAAAGCAAGUAACAAUCAUCGGAGGUGGACAGAUGGGGGCAGGAAUCGCACAGGUUGCUGCUUCAACCGGCCACUCGGUGACGCUGGUGGACACGAAUGACGACAUCCUCAAAAAGUCUGUCAAAGGAAUAGAAGGGAGUCUUAAAAGAGUAGUUAAGAAGAAGUUUGCUGAUAAACCAGAGGCAGGUGAAGAGUUCAUCCAGAAAGUCCUGCAGAAUGUGUCGACCUCCACAGACGCCGUGUCAGCAGUCCAGGGAUCUGACCUUGUGUUGGAAGCCAUCAUAGAAAAUCUAAAAAUCAAACAGGACCUGUUUGGUUUGCUUGACAAGGCAGCAGCAGCACACACCAUCUUUGCCAGUAACACCUCCUCCCUGCCCAUAACUGACAUCGCCAGCGCUACCAGCAGGCAGGACAGAUUCGGCGGCCUUCACUUCUUCAACCCGGUCCCUAUGAUGAAGCUUGUAGAGGUCAUUGGAACUGCAGCAACAAGCAAAGAGACUUUUGAUUCCCUCUUGAACUUUAGCAAAGCGCUUGGAAAAACACCUGUGUCAUGCAAGGAUACUCCAGGGUUCAUUGUAAACCGCCUGCUUGUUCCAUACUUACUUGAAGCUAUCCGGUUGCAUGAAAGAGGUCAUGGAUCCAAAGAAGACAUUGAUAUUGCAAUGAAACUUGGUGCCGGUUAUCCAAUGGGACCCUUUGAACUCGCUGACUAUGUAGGACUUGACACCAUAAAGUUCAUCAUUGAUGGCUGGAGUAUGAUGGAGCCCGACAACCCCCUCUUUGCCCCAAGUGAAUACCUGAACAAGCUUGUCACAGAGGGCAAAUGUGGCAAAAAGACAGGAGAGGGAUUCUACAAGUACAAGUGAUUUAAUUUUAACACGCUGGCUAGUACUGUGGGAAUGAAAGACUAAUGAGAACGUCAGGAGAUAAGCUCUCUAACAUGGACUCAUAAAAAACGGAAAGGGAAAAGCUACUGGUGCCUUCUACCUUAAGGUCGACAUUUGUUUGUCUUUUCUUAUGGACGUCCACUGAAAUAAAUCUCAGUUUUUGACUCUGAACCGAUCAAAUGUAAUUAAAUAGAAGUUUUUAAGUA